ACUCUGCUGCUGUUUCUCAGACUGUGCACUUGGUGUUUGUUAGAACUAGAAAAUGGCAGAAGUGAUUUCUCAGGAGGAAGACUCUUUCACAUGUCCAGUGUGUCUGGAUCUGCUGAACGAUCCAUUGGCUAUUCCCUGUGGACAUCAUUUCUGUCUGAGGUGCAUUAAGGGCUGCUGGGAUCAGGAGGACCAGAAAGGAGUCUACAGCUGCCCCCUGUGCAAACACACCUUCACUCCCAGACCUGUCCUCUACAAAAACCCUCUUAUUGCUGAUAUGGUGGAGAAAUUUAGGAGGACCAGAAUCCAAUCCUGCUCACGUCAUAAGAAGGUUCUUGAGAUAUUUUGUCGUACCGAUCAGAAUUGUAUCUGCCUUAUGUGUCUGAUGGACGAUCAUAAAGACCACGACACAGUCACAGCUGCUGCAGAACGGACUAACAAACAGGUGCAGUUGGGGCAGAGCCAGAGGAGAUUCCAGCAGAGACUCCAGGAGAGAGAGAAGGAGCUGCAGGAGCUGAGGAAGGCUGUGGAGACUCUCAAGAGCUCUGCACAGACAGCAGUGGAGGACAGUGAGAGGAUCUUUACUGAGAUGAUCCGCUCCAUUGAGAGAAGGCGCUCUGAGGUGACAGAGCUGAUCAGAGCUCAGGAGAAGGCUGAGGUGAGUCGGGCUGAAGGACUCCUGAAGCGAAUGGAGCAGGAGAUUGCUGAGCUGAAGAGGAGAGAUGUUGAGCUGGAGCAGCUUUCACACACAAAAGAUCACAUCCAAUUCCUCAAGAAUAUCCCAUCAAUCAGAGACUCUCCUCACUCUAAAGACUUACCCAGCGUGACCUUCAACCAGAGUUUCUCUUUUGAGGUGGUGAAGGAAUCUGUGUCUGCAGUGAAGGUGCAGCUGAAGGAGAAACUGGAUGGCAUCUUCAAGCAGGAAGUAACCAAGAUAUCUGCAGCAGUGAAGCGCAUCCAGAUCAUCAGGUCUUUAGAAUGUACUGAUCCUGAACUUCCAGUCAAAAGAAUUGACAGUAUGGAACACCUGCCACCAGCCAUGUCUGAUGUCCAUGCUGUUUUUCCUGAAUCAGUGACCAGAAAAGACCUUUUGCGGUAUUGCUGUCACUUCACACUGGAUCCAAACACAGCACAGAUAAACCUCCAUCUCUCUGAGGGGAACAGGAGGGUGGAGAGGAGAGCUGAGCUCCAGUCAUAUCCUGAUCAUCCAGAGAGAUUUGAUGGGUAUAGUCAGGUGCUGUGUAGAGAGGGUGUGUCUGGACGCUGCUACUGGGAGGUGGAGCGGAGUGGGGAGUGGGUUCGUAUAGCAGUCUCAUAUAAAAGCAUCAGCAGGAAAGGACUGGGUGAUGAGUGUGUGUUUGGAGGUAAUGAUCAGUCCUGGAGUCUAGAACCCCGCUGCUCCAGCUCCUAUUUCUGGCACGAUAAUAAAUGGACUAAACUCCCUCUAGUGGCCAGCUCCAGAAUAGGAGUGUAUGUGGAUCACAGGACAGGAACUCUGGCCUUCUACAGCAUCUCUGACACAAUCACCCUCCUGCACAGAGUCCAGACCACAUUCACUCACACACUCUACCCUGGGUUUGUGGUAAAUACUAGAUCAUCAGUGAAGUUAUUGUGACUGACAUCCAGCUGCUGUUAGUAACGCUACACACAUCCAUCACAUCUCAGCUGCUGUUAGUAACGCUACACACAUCCAUCACAUCUCAGCUGCUGUUAGU
Alosa sapidissima (American shad) is the source of this 1712-nucleotide messenger RNA. RefSeq names its product tripartite motif-containing protein 16-like protein. The transcript is spliced from 9 exons. The coding region runs from base 53 to 1612 and encodes 519 amino acids. Lineage: Eukaryota; Metazoa; Chordata; Actinopteri; Clupeiformes; Clupeidae. Gene Ontology annotation, molecular function: zinc ion binding; protein binding. The record is from RefSeq and is a predicted model, not a curated record.